GACAACAUUGGAGUGAGAGGAUUAGAACUGAAACUUAGUUCAUACUUACUAAAAGGGAUCAUUUUAGAUUCUAAUUUAGUAUAUACAUUAAUUUGUUAUCACUAUUAAGUUAAAAAUUGAAAAUAAAAAGGUAUUCAAACAGAAUUUAGAAUAUUUAUAUUUUUUAGCAAAAUCUAGUAAAUAAAUUUCUUUUAUAUAAUGAUUAUCACGAUUUCAAAAACUAUUUGUUUGGAAUUAGAUGAGAUCGACCAAAAUUUAUACUUAAUAAAUUUAGUGAAUGAGAUUUGCUUUGAUAAAUUCUGAUUCAGAAAUUUAAAAUUUUGGAGUAUAAUAUUUUAUUUGAAAGGCCUUUGCUUUGGUAUACUUCGGUUUGAAUCAAAUGUUUGAAGUUAUUUGAUAAAUUAAUGGAGAUUGAAAAUUUCCUGUUGUAGAUCUGAAAUUUUAAGGCAAAGUAAGUGAAUAAAUAUAAAAAAUUUAAAUAUAAUUUUAGUAAAGAAUUUUGGAGGGGUGAGAUUUGGCUCGAACUCUAGAGGGC
This is a messenger RNA of Paramecium octaurelia, 535 nucleotides long. NCBI's taxonomy places the organism in Eukaryota, Ciliophora, Oligohymenophorea, Peniculida, Parameciidae. The record is from the annotation of a GenBank genome assembly.